Carcharodon carcharias (great white shark) is the source of this 1110-nucleotide messenger RNA. It is a transcript of the gene rnf113a, whose product is annotated as ring finger protein 113A. The transcript is spliced from 10 exons. NCBI's taxonomy places the organism in Eukaryota, Metazoa, Chordata, Chondrichthyes, Lamniformes, Lamnidae. Gene Ontology annotation, biological process: snoRNA splicing. Gene Ontology annotation, cellular component: U2-type spliceosomal complex. Gene Ontology annotation, molecular function: metal ion binding. The record is from RefSeq and is a predicted model, not a curated record. Bases 40 to 1017 code for a protein of 325 amino acids.
CAUGGCUCCUCUUGCCGCCCACACUGUAUUGUUGUUAAGAUGGCGGAGCCCGGGGAGCCAGGCCCGGCUGCUCCGGUUUGCACUUUCCUCUUUAAAAAAUCCAGCCGGAAAUUUAAAGGAAGGAAGCGGAGAGCGAGCGCCAGCGACAAAGACAGCAGUGGAGACGAUGAUGGGAACACUGCAGUGCGGAGAGAAAAGAGAACGACUGUGUCGAACCCCAUGAUACAGAAGACUGCGAGACCAGAAGUGAAAGCGCAGUACAGUGACAGUGACAGUGAUGGAGCCGAAAAAAUCACCGUGUCCUACAAAUCCACCCGAUCAGCGAAACCUGUCGGCCCAGAGGACAUGGGAGCAACAGCUGUGUAUCAACUGGACACUGAGAAAGAUAAAGACAUGCAAGCAAUCUUCGAACGAAGUCAGAAGAUCCAAGAAGAACUAAAAGGGAAAGAAGAUGAGAAAAUCUAUCGAGGUAUCAACAACUACAUCAAGUACGUGAAACCCAAAGACACAUCCAUGGCAAAUGCAGCUUCAGGAAUGGUGAGGAAAGGACCUAUCCGAGCUCCUGAACACCUUCGAGCGACUGUGCGAUGGGACUACCAGCCUGACAUCUGUAAAGAUUACAAAGAGACCGGCUUUUGUGGUUUUGGAGAUAGCUGUAAGUUUCUACACGACCGCUCGGACUACAAGCAUGGCUGGCAGAUAGAACGAGAGCUGGAUGAAGGCCGAUAUGGUGUAAAUGAUGAUGAGAACUAUGAAGUGAGCAGUGACGAGGAUGACCUUCCCUUUAAGUGCUUCAUUUGCAGGGCCUCUUUUACCAACCCAGUAAUCACCAAGUGUAAGCACUAUUUCUGUGAAAGUUGUGCUCUGCAGCAUUACCGUAAAUCCAAGCGCUGUUAUGUGUGUAACGAGCAGACGAAUGGAGUCUUCAAUCCAGCCAAAGAACUUAUGGCAAAAUUGGCAAAGCGUGAAACUGAGCAUCCGUCAGACCAUUCCAACUCUGCAGAUGAAGUGGAAUAAACAGACUAACUCUCCCUUCCCCCCCACCCCGCGCAGAAUAUAUACCAAGCUUCAAAUUAGUUGAGCAAAAUAAACACACUUGUUUUAGAAAAA